AUGAAGUCUAUAGUAGAGGCCAGUCCAGGAUCACAUGCCUUCGUCAUCGUGGUCAGACUGGGCAGAAUCUCUGACGCAGACAUCAAACUGUUUGACAGAGAUGCCCUUCAAUACUGCAUGGUGCUUUUCACUCAUGGAGACGAGCUAGGCGCUGAUGCUUCCAGAAACAGGAGGAUCGUGCUGCUCGGUCGACCUGGAGGAGGGAAGAGUUCUUCAGGAAACACCAUCCUGGGAUCUCAGAAGUUCACAUCAGGCUGCGGCUUUGAUCCAGUCAGUACAGAGACCGUCUCUGGGUCAGCCACAGUGGGGGGUCGUCAGGUCACAGUGGUGGACACUCCAGGAUUCACUGAUGAAGUUCUGUCCCCUGAACAGCUGUACCUGGAGCUCAUGAAGUCUAUAGUAGAGGCCAGUCCAGGACCACAUGCCUUCAUCAUCGUGGUCAGACUGGGCAGAAUCACAGCAGCAGACGUUAAACUGUUUGAGCUACUUCCUAAACUGUUUGACAGAGAUGCUCUUCAGUACUCCAUGGUGCUUUUCACUCAUGAAGACCAACUAGGCGGUCGGUCCAUUGAUCAGGAGAUCCAGUCCAACAUAGAUGUAAAAAAUCUGGUCUCCAUGUGUGGUGGUAGAUUCUGUGUGUUUAACAACAAAGGCAGCAGAAGCAGAGAGCAGGUUAGAAAGUUCCUGAACACAGUAGAUGAGAUGGUCACAGCUAAUGGUGGACAGCACUACACCAAUGACAUGUUCAGGAUGGCUGAGACCUUCUUUAAGGAACAGAGGAACCUGUUCCACUGUGUUGAGUAUCUUCUUCUUCGUUGGUGGAGGGCGGCUGAAACUGAGCGGAUCUUGUUGGAGCUGAUUGAUGUUGAACAGCAGUUACUUUUAAUGAAAUUACUGAACCCAGAGAAGGCGUCAGAGGAGACGGUCUGUACGACUCUUGAACCAGUUGAGGCAGAAGAAGAAAGACGAGCCGGGAAUGCGUAG
Micropterus dolomieu (smallmouth bass) is the source of this 984-nucleotide messenger RNA. RefSeq names its product GTPase IMAP family member 1-like. The coding region runs from base 1 to 984 and encodes 327 amino acids. The transcript is spliced from 3 exons. The record is from RefSeq and is a predicted model, not a curated record. Lineage: Eukaryota; Metazoa; Chordata; Actinopteri; Centrarchiformes; Centrarchidae. Gene Ontology annotation, molecular function: GTP binding.